Messenger RNA from Drosophila ananassae, 2968 nucleotides. RefSeq lists its product as uncharacterized. The transcript has 2 exons. NCBI's taxonomy places the organism in Eukaryota, Metazoa, Arthropoda, Insecta, Diptera, Drosophilidae. Gene Ontology annotation, molecular function: tubulin binding. Gene Ontology annotation, biological process: centriole elongation; cilium assembly. The record is from RefSeq and is a predicted model, not a curated record. Gene Ontology annotation, cellular component: nucleus; centriole; centrosome. The coding region runs from base 119 to 2866 and encodes 915 amino acids.
CGUUGCCACCCAUCUGCACUUUUGCAGCUCUGCUUCUAUUAUUUGAAAAACUGCCCUACGCGUUUUCGACGCUAUAAACAAAUAAGCAAAUAAGACGCAAUUCGAUGCAAAAUAAACCAUGCAGGAGUACCCCAACGAGAGUCCCGUGGGUCUAACCAUCAGCCAGGAAGCCAUCACCAAGCGCCUGGCCGCGCUGAAUCGAUGGCAGGACGAGCAGAGGAGACUCUUGGCGGAGCGUCAGAACAAUCAACGCAUUUUGUUGGGCUUGGAACAGCGCAAUAUGUACAAAAUGCUGGGACUACUGCAUAAGGAUGCGGAUAGUCUGGAGAACAGCGCCCUGGAGAAAGAGGAGGUGGAGGAACCUUCCAUUCAAAUGCCGAGACUAAUGGAGCACCCUGAAGAUGAAAUGAAUGAUGUGGAAAGAACCAGUCCUCGGGUGGCUAAACCGAAGCGGCCGUUUCUGCGGCGGGGAGAGGGUCUUAAGCAGCGGUUUAAAAUCAAUCCGGAUGAGUUGAGAUUGGACAAUCUGCCACGCUACAAAUACGCCAACGCACAUCCUCAAUAUCGAAUGCCGCCUCCGAAAAAAAAAGUUCAGAAAACGCGCAAGGAAGUUGUUCCUGUGCCUGCUGCCGCACCUGUCCCUGCCAAAGUUCCUGCAUCUACUCCUAAAACCCAACCCCAACUCGACCUCAAUGAACAGCGCUUCCAGCAGGUUCUCAUCAGCUCCAAUAACGUUUUCAGCUCGACGCCGGAUCUUAAGUCUUCCCACAUAUCUUCCACCACAGCGUCUAGUAUUUCCCCGAAAGUACGUUUUACAGAAAACCGGAACAAAGCAGGGCUAGCCGACGACGAAGCUUCUUCGGAGGCAAGUCCGUUAACAGGUGUUUGCUGGGCCCAGGUGCUGGAUACUCAAAGAAUUAAGCCAGUGCCCCUCAUCCAACGGCGUUCAGCCCAAAUCCGGGUAGAGGACGAUAGCAAUGUCAGUAUCUUUGAGUUACUGGAGCAAAAGGCCAGUGAGGGUAACUUCGAUAUGAAUUCCAGCUGCAUACGUGCCUUUAUGGCACGCAAGGAACAGCGUCGUAACCUCGCAGAUGACUCUGAUCAGAUUGUGGUCACGCAGCAAGUAAGGCAGAUGCGACUGCAGCCGGAGGUCGGGGAAGUAAUUGUUCAAGAAAUUCAGGAGGAAAAUAAGGAGGAAAACGAUGAAGAGUUGGAGGACGAAGAGUCCACAGAUCAGACCAUGACCAUGACCCCAAUUCAGGUGGGCAAAGCCCAAGUGCGAGUACGUUUUUCGGACUCCAAUGACACCCACGAAUACUCCGAUGCCUCAACACUUAACGAUGGCUCCAACAUCCAUCUCUUCGAGCAGUUUAAAUCCGCUCUAUUUCAGGCUCUGGAGCAGAAAAAGAAGGGAGCUGCAGGCAGCCAGCCGGUGCAGGAACCUCUCACCCAAGAUCUUCAAGAAAAAGCGAACCUUGUACGCACGCGUCUCGAAGAACUGGAGGCUGAGGUUGCCACUUUCAAGGAGAAGAAUGUUGAGCUUCUGCGUCUCAAGCAGCAGCACGAGCUGGAGAAGGCCAGGGUCGCCCAGGAACAUCAGGAGGCAAUGGAACGGGUCCACGAUGAAAAAAUUCAAGCGGAGAUCUACCUCCACGACGAGCGAAUGAAGAUUGAGGAGGAGCGUCGGAAGUUUGAACAGCAGAUGCGACUUCAAAAGAGCAAUGCCAACACCAAAGAGAAGAAAGAAAUAGCCGCUCUUAAGCAAGAAGUGGAGACGCUUCAACUGCAACUCAAGCAAAAGGAACAGGCUCAUGUUUCUGCCCAAGCUAGACUGCGAGCUCAACUGCGAGCCAGCGAAAAGGAGCAGCGCAACUACCGCGACGAGAUCGAACUGCUGGGCAGGGAAAACAAGCGCUUGGAACAGGAACUGAUAAAAAUCGGUCGCGAAAACAAUAGCAAAAUGCUGAAGGAGAUUAACAGGAAUAUUGCCCGACUGGCUCCCAAAGUGUUACCUUCAGUUUCCGCUGCCCAACCUAUGGAUGAAAAUGGACGUCGUACUCAGUCUUUGGAUGGAAAUGCUUCGACAGUUCAAGGGAAGCAACGGAAGUCCUCUGGUCGCCGCCAGAGUAGCGGCAGUGCUCAGGCGCGAAGUCGAAGCCGCUCUCUAGGCAGAGCCAAAAAGAAGCCAGAGGCGCUAGAAGAGAGUUACGCUUCUAGUAGCAGUUCUGUUGAGGUCGAAGAAGUCGAAGCUCCACCGGCGCCAGUUAAUCCUCCUGCGGCUGCCAACUCCAGUACCGACUUUAAGCGUGAAAUUGUGAAUGCUGACGGGAGCAAGGACAUUUGGUAUCCCAACGGGAAUCUUAAAAAGAUGAGCGCCGAUGGCAUGAAUGUUCGUAUGCUUUACUUUAACAAGGACAUCAAGGAAACGGAUAUAAGAGAGGGCACUGUGAAGUACUAUUACGCCGAAACAAAUACCUGGCAUACCACAUACCUCGAUGGUCUGGAGAUAUUGGAGUUCCCCAACGGGCAGACCGAACACCGUCGUAAGGACGGAACCGUUGAAAUUCAUUUCCCCAACAAUAGCAUCAAAGUGGUGGAUCCCAGCGAUGCUGAAAAGCUGGAGGAAUGGCGCUAUGCGGAUGGAACUCAUUUGGUGCAAUUGCGAAAUGGCGACAAGAUUCUAAAUCUGCCCAAUGGCCAAAAGGAGAUUCAUACGAAACUGAACAAGAGGAGGGAGUACCCUGAUGGAACUGUCAAGUUGGUUUAUCCGGAUGGCAGCCAGGAGACGCGCUACUCCAAUGGACGAGUGCGCCUGAAAGACAAAGAUGGUAAACUCAUCAUGGACACUGACUAUGCCAAGUAUUAGAAUAAGAGGGUAUCCCAUUUUUAUCAUUAAAUAUAGUUUUUAAUUUAUAAAAUGUUUUUUGUUUUACUUAUUUAACGAAUCAUUAAACAGCUAUAAUAUAUA